Adelges cooleyi (spruce gall adelgid) is the source of this 936-nucleotide messenger RNA. RefSeq names its product medium-chain acyl-CoA ligase ACSF2, mitochondrial-like. NCBI's taxonomy places the organism in Eukaryota, Metazoa, Arthropoda, Insecta, Hemiptera, Adelgidae. The record is from RefSeq and is a predicted model, not a curated record. Gene Ontology annotation, biological process: fatty acid metabolic process. Gene Ontology annotation, molecular function: medium-chain fatty acid-CoA ligase activity. The transcript has 6 exons. Bases 23 to 802 code for a protein of 259 amino acids.
AGUUUUGUACGGUACUCCAACAAUGUACGUCGACUUGGUUUGUGUUUCCAAAGAACUCCUACAGGAAGGAUAUACCUUUACAACACCGGAAGUGGCAGUUUGCGCGGGAGCUAUGUGUUCUCCACAUUUGCUUAAACAAAUCAAAACCGUUCUAAAUGUCGGACGUUUACUGUGUCCUUUUGGAAUGACAGAAACCAGUCCUCUUGUUUUUCUUUCCAACCCUGACGAUCCCGAAGAGAAAACAUGUACAACCGUUGGCCAAGUCAUCGAUCAUUGCGAAGUGAAAGUCGUGGACAAAAACGGCGACGUGGUGCCUAUGGGUACUCCGGGAGAGGCUUGGUUUAAAGGGUACAACGUCAUGCCGGGUUACUGGAACGACGUGGAAAUGACAAGAAAGACCAUCGACGACGACGGAUGGCUUCGUUCGGGCGACUUAUUCGUAUUGAGCGAAGACGGGUACGGCGUGAUCACGGGCAGGAUAAAAGACAUUAUAAUUCGAGGCGGAGAAAACAUAGAACCGCAGACGAUCGAGUACUUCCUAGAAACUCAUCCAGAAAUCGUCCAGGCCCAGGUGUUCGGUAUACCGGACGAAAGGCUCGGCGAAGUGGUUUGCGCAGCUGUAAAUACCAUAAAGAAUUCCAAGCUCGACGAGGAAGGUGUAAAAAAUUUUUGCUCCGGCAACAUAGCCAGGUUCAAAGUCCCCAUUCACGUGAUGAUCGUAGACGACUUCCCAAAAACGGCUUCUGGCAAAAUUCAGAAAUUCAAACUCCGUGAAAUUAUGAUUGAUCAUUUGAAGGAAUAGUAGAUUUGUCCUUAAAACGACUACUGCCAUUAGUGUAUCGAAUACUUAGUUUAAUUUACACACAAUAGUAUCUUUGAUCUAUGAGUUUUUUUUAAAUGUUAUAAUUGUGUUAUGCAGAAGAAACUCGAGCAACU